This is a messenger RNA of Amphibalanus amphitrite, 2305 nucleotides long. RefSeq names its product skin secretory protein xP2-like. The transcript has 7 exons. Gene Ontology annotation, cellular component: centriole; centrosome. Lineage: Eukaryota; Metazoa; Arthropoda; Thecostraca; Balanomorpha; Balanidae. The coding region runs from base 344 to 2155 and encodes 603 amino acids. The record is from RefSeq and is a predicted model, not a curated record. Gene Ontology annotation, biological process: smoothened signaling pathway; mitotic spindle organization; protein localization to centrosome.
AAAAGCGCGCGUUUAGAAGGGGAUGGGGCAAGAUACCUAUAAGAAACUAUAUAUAUAAGGGAUGGGGUCGGUCAGUUAGGUCCAGGUCAGUUAGGUCAGGUCUUGAGUUAGGUGGUCUUUUUCACAUAGUUGUAUGGUUAUUUUAAAGAUGUUUAUCAUUAUGUUUUUGUAAAAGAUCACCCAUACUAAGGUACAUUUUUUCUUUUUAGGUACCUACCUUUCAUUUAGCUCAGCUGUUGUAGGUUGUAUGAGAUUCUAUAAGUUUGGAAUAAUUUAAAACCCAUUGGCCAUUCUUAUCCUGAUUCCAAAAAAAAACUUGAACAAAGCAGUCGGAAAUAAAGGUAUGAUGAAUGGAAAUCCAAAUAUAUCAGGAACAAGACAACCACCGCAGCCUUUCAAGCAGCCAGAUAUCAACGAGUAUCGGCGUGAAGUGCCCGAUGUUUCUCUCGUCUUCAACCCAGAGGAGCGAAGUCUGGUGCUGCCCCUGUUGCCAGCUGACCGUCAGCAGGAGCAGAAUAUCCUCCAUCGCAGCCGCUCUGUGCCUGGCCGCAUCAGCGACCCCGCCCGACUGCCACAACAGCCCGUUCACUAUCGCACGCCGCCCCCACGGCCGGCCAGUGACCACUACGCGCCGUCAUGGCCCAGCCCAGGGUCCUCCGUCCCUCCCCGGCCCAGCUCGGCAUCAUCCGCUCCUCACCGCCCCAGUCCGACGUCCUCCGUCGCCUCACGGCCCAGCCCAGGGUCCUUCGUCCCUCCGCGCCCCAGCCCGGCGUCAUCCGCCCCUCCCCAGCCCAGCCCGCUGACUCGGCCAGCCGCCGUGGCGCCAGCGGACGUCAGCAUUUGCUACGAUGACGGCAGAGAGGUGCCUCGUCCGACCGUGGCCGCUCGUAUGACGCCGCCCGCCGAGUCGGCGGCAGUCUCGCCGCGCUCCGCCGGCUCGCCCGUCUCCAGCGGCGGCGGUGCGGGGGUACAGGUGCCGGCCGAGCCGUCCUGCUGCGGUGCUGAGCUGCGCGCCGUGCUCCGACUGGUGGCCGACAACGGCCGGCAGCUGGCGCAGCUCCGAGCCCAGUUCCGGCAGCUGCUGAGCCGCGAGACGCCGCCGACACCCCCAGCGCGGUGCGUGCUGAUGCGCGAGGCUCACACCCAGACAGAGGACGACACUCCGCGCCGGCCGACCACUGCGGCGGCGGCAGUCAACACCAGCUUCAGUCUAACGCCGCGCCGCGAUGUGGGCACCGACCCUGCGGCUCCGUGUCCGCCGGCCCGCGCCGAUCGGACGGCCGCUCCCCCUCCUCCGGCCGAGCGGGCGGCCGCUGUCCCUCCUCCCGCCGCCGAGGUGACCGGCAGCGGCGGCCGAGAGAACACCGCCCAGCUGCAGCGGCGGCGCGUGCAGGAGUGGGUGGCCGGCGAGGGCUGGGCCGAGGAGGCCGAGCCGGAGCUGACCCUGCGCGGACUGGUGCUGCCGCCCGUGCCCGAGCAGCAGCCCAGUCCCGAGGCCAGUGUGCACGUGGACAUGCCGGUGUACCAGCAGUCGCCGGGAGGGUCUUGCGACGGCUCUGUGGCCGAUGACGCCGAAGCAGACCGACCCAGACGGCCGGACACGACCUUCUUCCAGAACGUUAUGGGUCAGGUGAACCAGAUUCUGGACGGCGCGGCGGCGCGGGCCGAGUCCGGCGGCUCGGCCGAGGCCAGCGACAAGUCGCAGAGUCUGUCGGCGUCGCCGGUACCGCGUCACCGGGACGAAGAGGUGAUCGAGGCCGAGACGGACCCGGUGCGGCGCGCCACCCUGCAGCAGCUGCGCGCGGCCGGCGUCAGUCUGGUCACCAGCCAGGCCAACGACGAGUCAGUGCUGGACUACUCGUGUCCCCCACGGGCCGUGCGGACCACGGCAGCCGUGCCGUGCAGCACGGACCUCAGUCUCGAGAUGAACACACUGGCCAUGAAGUACGUGGACAGCCGGCAGCUGAUGCAGCGCGCCGCCGCAGUGGGCGGCCGGCCGUCGCCGCACCCAGUCGAGGCGCGUCUCCUGGGCAAGGAGAACCUGGCGCCGCCCUCGCGCGGCCGACCCACCGACAUGACCAUGUACGGCAUCUCCGACUCCAACAUGUCCUUCUCCACCAGGAAGUACAUGGAGAAGUUCAACCUGCAGUCAUGACGCGACACCAGCCGUCGUAGCGGUAGGACACCGGUCUGCCCCGAAUAGCUGAGAUUUAUUCAAUGGUUUAUAUGUUUAACAGGGGCCAACGCUGCGCCGCAUGUUGUUACGCACCGCUAAUUCUGUACAAUACAUUAAAACGUGCUUCAA